Synchiropus splendidus (mandarinfish) is the source of this 3096-nucleotide messenger RNA. Its product is annotated as protocadherin alpha-8-like. Gene Ontology annotation, biological process: homophilic cell-cell adhesion. The record is from RefSeq and is a predicted model, not a curated record. The transcript has a single exon. Bases 185 to 2692 code for a protein of 835 amino acids. Lineage: Eukaryota; Metazoa; Chordata; Actinopteri; Syngnathiformes; Callionymidae. Gene Ontology annotation, molecular function: calcium ion binding. Gene Ontology annotation, cellular component: plasma membrane.
CAAGAAACUGAGGUCUAGUCCCUCCCUACAGAACCCUUUUGUUUGCUUCAGAGCGAGACGACAGAAGCGAGUCCCGCGGCACGACCCGGUUUUUGGUUCUGGUGCGUUUGCGUCUCAUGAUGUGGAUAUACAAUUGUUUUUAAUGACAAACCUGUUUGGGAUUGUUUUGUGUUUCUGAUCAACCAUGGGGAUUCGACAUCAAGCCGCUCUGCGAAGCUCCUGGAGCUUCUUUCUCUUGGCUGCAUUGUUUCUCGAUGGAAAACGGGCUCUGGCUGAACUGCGCUACUCUGUUCCCGAGGAGGUGAAGGAAUCAACGAUUGUGGGAAAUGUGGCCAAGGAUCUGGGUCUCGAUAUCAGCUCUCUGGUUGCUCGACGGUUCCGUGUUGUUUCUGAGUCCGAGGACGCGUUUUUUGAGGUAAACCCGCACAAUGGAGAAUUGUACGUCCGUAAGAGAAUAGACAGAGACGGCUUCUGUCAGGGGAGGGAGUCUUGCUUGAUCGAGCUCAAGAUCAUCGUGGAAAACCCGUUGGAAAUUCACUAUGUGGUUGUGGAAAUUACUGAUAUUAAUGACCACGCGCCCAUUUUUCCUGAAACACAACAAAUAUUUAAAAUGGGAGAACUGACUUUGCCAGGAACUCGGUUUCAAUUACUUGCCGCAAAUGAUGCGGAUUCUGGGAUUAAUUCCAUUCGCACUUACACUUUAACGUCAAAUGAACAUUUUGAGGUUAAUAUACGUCAAAGUGAUUUGGCGAAGGUACCGUUUUUGGUUCUCAAAAAAUCACUGGACAGAGAAAAGACAAACUAUCACUCGUUCAUUCUUACUGCAAUGGAUGGGGGAAAACCACAGAAAUCUGGAACGUUAAAUGUAUCAAUAAUUGUUCUUGACAUUAAUGAUAAUCGCCCAAUUUUUAGUCAGGAUGUCUAUCAAAUUAAAGUUAAAGAGAAUCUUCCAGUUGGUGCCUCAAUAAUUAAAUUAAAUGCAACUGAUCAGGAUCAGGGUAUAAACAGCGAGUUGGAAUUCAGCCUUGGAAAACAUUUAAGACGUGGAUAUAAUGAACUAUUUAAGUUGCAUAAACAAACGGGCGAAAUUACAUUAAUGGGUUCGCUUGACCACGAACUAAAUGAGGUAUUUGAAUUUGAUGUUGAGGCAUCUGAUAAGGGAAUCCCUCCCUUAUCGGGAGAGUGCAGAGUGAUUAUAAACAUUAUUGAUGUAAACGACAAUCCACCAGAUAUAGAAGUGACAUCACUAUCCAACACAGUAGCAGAAGAUUCCAAACAAGGAACAGUUGUUUCCCUCAUCAAAGUGAAAGACAAAGAUUCUGGUCUAAAUGGGAAAAUAAUCCUACAAAUAACUAAUGACGUACCGUUCGAGUUAAAACCCUCUUAUAAGGAAAACACAUAUUCAGUCGUUACAAAAACAGUUCUGGACAGAGAGGAAGUGUCUCAGUAUGAGAUCAUACUAAAAGCCACAGACUGUGGUGAACCUCCUUUGUCUUCUUUUAAAACCCUCAACAUCCAGAUAUCAGAUGUGAAUGACAACAGUCCACAUUUCCAACAAAACCCACUGGACUUUUAUCUGUUAGAAAAUAACCUGGCUGGAGCGUCAGUGUUCUCUGUGAGCGCAACUGAUAAUGAUCUGAACGAGAACGCAGCUGUUUCCUAUCAUAUAGUGAGAGAAGGACGUAAGAACGACCUGCUGUCUUUCCUGAACAUCAACUCAGACAAUGGACACAUUUCUGCUCUGAAAAGCUUUGACUUUGAGACGGUGAAGAGUUUCCAGUUCCAAGUUGUGGCCACAGAUUCUGGAAGUCCGUCACUGAGCAGCAACGUGACAGUGAACGUGUUCAUCCUGGAUCAGAACGACAACCCUCCAGUCAUCCUGUAUCCAGUCAACUCCAACGGUUCUGCUGAAGGUGUGGAGGAGAUUCCCCGCAAUGUGAACGCAGGACACUUGGUGACUAAAGUCAGAGCUUAUGACGCUGAUGUAGGUUACAACGGCUGGUUACUGUUUUCACUGCAGCAAGUUUCUGACCACAGCCUCUUUGGUUUGGACCGCUAUACGGGACAGAUCAGAACUCUCCGCUCGUUCACAGAGACAGACGAGGCGGAACAUAAACUGGUCAUACUGGUCAAAGACAAUGGGAACGUGUCUCUCUCAGCAACAGCUACUGUGCUGGUCAAAGUUGUGGAGCCCAAAGAGGCUUUUGCUGCUUCUGAUGUUAAAAGCUCAGCAAAAGUGGAUGAAGACACGGAUGUGACUUUUUACCUGAUGAUCACUUUGGGCUCAGUUUCAGUCCUUUUCAUCAUCAGCAUCAUCGUGUUGAUCGCAAUGCAGUGCUCCAAGUCCACAGACUACACUUCUAAAUAUCUGCAAGAGACCAACUAUGAUGGAACUCUGUGCCACAGCAUCCAGUACAGAUCUGGAGACAAGCGCUACAUGCUAGUUGGACCCAGAAUGAGUAUUGGAUCUACUAUAGUUCCUGGCAGCCAUGCCAACACUCUGGUGCUGCCUGACAGGAGGAGGACCUCUGAAGAGGUAGGAUGGCGUUCAGUUAUAUCCUUGCAAGCGCCUCAUAAAUUUGCAGAACUUAGAGCAUGUGUUGUCCUUGGUGCUGAAAUGUUGUCUGUAUGGCGCUUUUUUUUUUGUUUUAUCCGGGUCAAAUACAUUAGGUCAGGCCAACUGAGGACAUAAGAACAUGCUGAAAUAUAUUUCUGGUGCUAAUUUGAAUACAAUACAGUGAAUUAUAGGUUUUUCCUUUCAAAGUUUUGCUUCUGUAUGUGUGUAAUAGACAAAUGGAGUCCGAUUUCCGAAAAAAAUCGAAUUAUAUUCAAUCUCUACAUAGACAAAAUUGACAAAAGAUAUUCCCGUAUUCUUCAUGUAUUUUGUUUCAAAAAUAGAACCUAUAGAAACGUUAACUGACUCAUUGAGCUGCGGUCGAUGGGGAAAACUGUCACCUGCAGCAGCCAAAUUUAAGGGCGGUGGCCUCUGACAGGGACAGAGUCAACCUUCACUUUAAAAAUACACAAAACAUUUUGAAGUGUCACUGGAUCAAUCAUGAAUUAUUUUUAUGUUAUUUUCCUCCGAAUAGAUUUCUU